AUGUUCAGCGAUCUACCUGUUGAAUUACUGCAAUGUAUUUUUAUGUUACUUUCUCCUUGUACUGAUUUACUCACAGUACUCAAUGUCUGCAGACGAUGGAGAGAGGUUGGUCAGAGCGUCUUCAAGAUGCGUGAAAGUCUUACUCUAUCUGCAUUUAAAAUGCAGAGGCCAUUGCAAUGGGUAUCUCCACAACAAACUACUUGUACAGAACGCUUCAAACACACAUCCCCAUCCAAGAGGUUUGGAGCAGCUAUCCUAUUGAAAGAGCAGUUACUGUAUGUCUUUGGUGGUGCUACAAAGGAACUAACAGCCUUCAAUGAUUUAUGGACAUAUGAUUUAUGCACCUUCAGCUGGCAGCGUCUGAUUGGUAAAGGUGAGCUACCAACGCCAAGAGCACAUGCUAAAGGUGGUUUUAUUGGAAAUCUACUUUAUCUGUACGGAGGUUGUCAAAGCUUUCAUAGAGCUGGAUCGGAGCAUACGGGCCGUAUGGAUUGGUUAACUGAAUUAAAUAGUUUUAAUAUUUCGACAAUGCAUUGGUCACGUGUGCCGUUAUACGAAGUAAACCACUUAAGUCCUGUAUCACCACCUGCAAUUGCCGGGCAAUCUGGAUGUUUUCUCCCUAAAGGUGGAGUAGGCGAACCUAGUGUAUUGGUUUUAUUUGGAGGAAUGUGUCAGUCUCUUGGAUUGUGCGUUAACUACUUAUUUGUCAUAUCUCCAGAAAAUGGUUGUUGGAUUUCACUUACUGAUACAACGGAUAAUUGUCAAGGUGACUGGCCAUCUGGGCGCUGUGGUCAUUCAACUUGCGCUCUUGAUUCAAAUAGAAUGCUUUUGUUAUUUGGGAAUUUGGAAUCACCUUUGGCCAUUGAUCACUCUGUGCGUCGACAACAAGGAAUGUCAGUUAAUCCUAAUUCAAAUAAUGAUUCUGAAUCAACUUCUAGUACGCCCAACUAUCAUGGUCGACCGGCGAGAGAUAUAUGGAUACUUACUCGUUGUUCACCGAAUAUUGGUCAAAAAUGGUUUGAAGUAAAUUGGUUCUGGACCAAAGUUCAAUGUUCCGAGGGUAUCCCUGGAUGCCCACCGAUAGACUUUUAUCAUGCAACCGCAGUUUCACUUCCAUAUCUCGAAGAGAAUAAGUCACAGUUGUUGACAAAAGACAGUAAUUUUAUCUCUGUACCGAGUGACAACGUUGGUACAAACCACUCAGUUGUACACAAUGUCUAUACUGUUGUUGUCAUCAGUCAACCUACUACAGCAUUGUUGGACGAGGCAGCUAAACAGCGCAGAUAUUGGAGUCGCAUGAAACUGAACUCCGAGUUAAACAGUAUAACUUUUCAAAAUAAUUCGGCAGGUCAAGAUUCUCGUACGUCAGAUGAUGAUGCUAAUGACGAGGAUGAGGAGCAGCGUAAACACUCUCAUUCAGCUGAUAUCACUGAUCGUGAAUCGACUGGGAUCCUGCAACUUCCGUCAUCUAGGCGUGCAAAUAACAGACGUGCACGAAGACUUGAAGCUUUAGCUAUUCAAGAACGAAGGCUGUUUGGAUCACGUAACCUGAUUCCUAAUGGGGCUAAUGCAUCAUCAUUUGCUCGAUCGUUUUCAUCAAAUCAAAGUUCAUCCACUCAUAACCAGUAUCCUUCUAACCAUGUAAAACUUGAAUGUGCUUAUCGUCCUUUGGCUCUGUAUACACUCAACAUUAUAUACUCCCAUUCUGAUGUCUUAUAUAAUUCUGCAACUAAAAUCCACUUCACCGGAAAUAAAGCUAAAGGUGAUUGGUUGGUACCUGUCAAACAAAGUUAUGUAGAUCUUUAUUUCGCACCACCUGAAUGCUUAGGUUUUUCAUGUGCUUUUGGUCAUGGUUGUUUAUUUCUUUUUGGUGGUUUGACUGACUCAGAUGAUGUUAGACCAAAUGAAAAUGUAAAUACAUUUCAACCAUUAAUUAAUGGAUCGCAAAAUCGUAAUGAUAAUGAUCUGUAUCAACGACACAAUAAUUCAUCUACUUUCCAAUCGUCCAGGUCUUCAGUAUUAAAUGGAUCACUUACACAAGGACAUCUUGCUCCUUGCGUAAAUCAUUCACCAGAUACAAUUUAUCCCUAUCCUCCAGGUACCGCUCAGUUUUUUGUUCUUCGCGCACGUGCACUUGCUGGUACUAUAAUUUAA
Messenger RNA from Schistosoma rodhaini, 2154 nucleotides. The record is from the annotation of a GenBank genome assembly. NCBI's taxonomy places the organism in Eukaryota, Metazoa, Platyhelminthes, Trematoda, Strigeidida, Schistosomatidae.